GGUCCCAGAGACGGCAAUCCAGACACCUUGCCUCCACCGUCCCGGGCCCCGGAUCUUGGACGUGGACAUGGCCGUGGACGUCGUACGCAUGAUGCUGCGACUGCCUUGUGUGGACGGCAUGGGGGAACGUUUUGCCGAGACGCGUUCUUUGUAUUCUUAAGUUAGGACAGGCCCCAGGGCGCCAACGCGCAAGCUCAGAGAGCAAACUCCACUCGCGCAUCCCCCCGCCAUGUCUGAUCGCGAGUUUGGCGGCAACGAUGACCUGUCGCUGCCGAAAGCGACGGUGCAAAAGAUUGUCCAGGACAUCCUAGCCAGCGAGCCCGGCAUGACCUUUGCGAAAGACUCGCGCGACCUGCUCAUCGAGUGCUGCGUCGAGUUCAUCACGCUCAUCUCCUCCGAGGCUAACGAGAUCGCCGAGAAGGAAGCCAAGAAGACAAUAGCCUGCGAGCACGUCAAGGCGGCACUGGAAGAGCUGGACUUUGGCGACUACGUGCCGGCCGUACUCGAGGUCGCGGCAGACUACAAAAAGCAGCAGCAGAAUCGCGAGAAGAAGCAAACCAAGAUCGAGCAGAGCGGCAUGACGGAAGAGGAGCUCAUCCGCGCCCAAGAAGAGCUGUUCCGCUCAGCGACGGACAAGUUCAACGCCGCGCCGCAAUAGCAGGCUUGGGCAUGACGACGAGCACGACGGGAGUCUUUCAAGCGGCGUUAAGGUGUUGACCACACGGGUCCCAGGGUCUGA
Dothidotthia symphoricarpi CBS 119687 is the source of this 739-nucleotide messenger RNA. RefSeq names its product histone-fold-containing protein. NCBI's taxonomy places the organism in Eukaryota, Fungi, Ascomycota, Dothideomycetes, Pleosporales, Dothidotthiaceae. Gene Ontology annotation, cellular component: negative cofactor 2 complex. The transcript has 3 exons. Gene Ontology annotation, biological process: chromatin remodeling; RNA polymerase II preinitiation complex assembly; negative regulation of transcription by RNA polymerase II. The coding region runs from base 230 to 658 and encodes 142 amino acids. Gene Ontology annotation, molecular function: TBP-class protein binding; general transcription initiation factor activity; core promoter sequence-specific DNA binding. The record is from RefSeq and is a predicted model, not a curated record.